AUGAUGUCUUUCCCUAGCUUUACGUGCCACCUGAAAACUUCCGAUACUGGAAUUCCCAAUGAGCAAGUUCCCAACCUGGAUGUAACAUCAGGAUAUUCUCUAACAAAGAUCCCUGACUCUCUUAACCGUAAGCAUGACAUGUAACCAUUUAAUAUGCUAACGUUUGUUAGAGAGAGUGCAAGUGUGUGUGUGCGUGUAUGUGGCUGUGUGUAUUGCUCCCUGUCAGAAACCACUGUUAAUCAUUCCUUUGCUUUUCCUUUAAAUCAGUAUUCUAGAGCUAAAAACACAAAGCCAAGCUUUCCUUAAGUUAAAAUAUAUAUAUAUAUAUAUAUAUUCCAAUGAACGGACAUCACUCCAGGAACCUAUAGAUAAAGUAAAAUAUAACUUUUAAUUCGUAUAAAGAAAUAAAAAGUCCACAUCAAUGUUUCGGCUCCUCUCUGGAGCCUUCUUAAGGAUGACAGACCUAGCAUGCUCCCCUGGGUGGCAGCCCAUUCGUUAGAUGAACGCCAUCCAGGGGGAGCAUUCGCGGAUUGCUUCCCACCUCGUUCGGUUCCCGAACGAGGACCUCCCUGGCACCCAUUGGAAUGUUGGCAACUCGCAACAUAGUGUGAAACCGCAAGGGAAGUAAUUAAGGAGUGCUUCUCUGUGUGGCCACUGUUCGUAUAGGUGAGCACCGGCCAGGUGGAGCAUUAAUGUCUGAAAAGAAAUGCUUCCCUUGCCUAGUUCCACACAGUGAAUGGUGGCAUUCUGGGGGGUUCCGGAGAUUGGUGGGGACAUCCUUUGGGGACAAUAGCAGAGGUUGGCGGUCUCUCUGUCACUGGGCCUUCUACAAUGAGCCUUCCACAGCAGAACUCCUGACCAAGCUCAUCUCUGAGACCCAAGCAUUCGUCCUGGCUCAGAAGUAGGGGGUGGGAGUCCCACAACACUUUAGGAACCACAGACAAGAGAGGGGCCAGCCACCCCUGCACCAAACCAAAGUUACCCCAUACUGCCUUCAGGGAUGCAGUGGAGGGCAUUGAAGACUUCCUGCAGGACUUUGAGCAGCAGGGCCUCCUACAAGUAGUCGCCCAGGCGGAUGGGACGCCAUCCUGGGCAGCAAGUUGACAGGAAGGGCUGCAGAGGUGUAUCGAGCAGUACCCGGAGACUAGAUCUGUGACUACGUAGCCAUGAAAGAGGUCCUACUAGCCCAGUAUGCCAUAACUCCGGAUGCAUACUGGCGAAAGUUCAGAGGGACAAGAAAAGGGAAGAAGGACUCCCAUACAGAGCUCCCCAGAACUGGGUGGACUUGCAACAAGCCAAGUCCCCCAAAGAGGUGCUCCAGUUGUUCAUGAUGAAGCACUUCUAGAAUGGACUAACCACCAAAGCCCAGGAAUGGGUGAGAGAUAAGCAGCCCAAGACCCUCGCCGGUGAUGCCAAGCGGGCGGACGAGUACGCUGACACCCGACGGUCCCAACAUUCAGCCCCCCCAGCUACCAACCAGCCCCAAGACUCCUACCUCAGCCUAACCCUUAUUGAUCUGUUCGAAUAACUGAUAAAUCACCAAAUGACAGACCACCCAUAUGCGGAGUGUGCCACUUGUUGACCCCAUUAACCUCUGCGAACACCUCCAGUAACAACGAUAAAAUGUGAACAUGUAGUGGCGGCCAUUUUAAGCCGUGAACACAGACAGCCGUGUUUGGUUGUCGAGUGUUUGUAACUAAAAUCAGACACUCGACGGCGCGAACACCUCUGGAACGUCCACCUCCAUCGAAGUUUGGCAAAAGGUGUGGGAAUUAAAAGGUGUUCAGUGGGAGCAAACUCACGAACAAGAGACACAAACUUGGCAUAUUCACAAAUGGUUAUGUUCGGUAUUUUAUUGUAUUUUGUACCUGUGACGAGAGCAAUCUCACCACAUUGCAUUGGAGAAGCCUGGUUGCUCGCCUGUUGCCUUUGGAUUAUGGCCCCAUGUUAAAAGACUUCGUUUCUCCUGCAGAAAAGACUUAUUCGUGCUUUUCUGCCCGGUGUUCGGUAGAUCCAAUCUACCUAACUAACACACGAAUGUCUGGACCACCUGGGAGCUGGAGUGUGUCGGCAAUUAGCCUCCCAGAAGCUGCGGUUAACCGCAGCUUAAUUGACGAAUGCUGGGUGGCCGCCAUUCGUAUACCGAAUGCAAGGUCGCGGCCAUUUUAAACACGCGAACGCACAGCGGUGUUCGACACCCAACUCAUGGAACUGAAAACGGAUGCAUUUUGGCGCGAACAUCGCUGAAGCCGACCGACAUCCCUUCUUGUUUGGUAGAAGUGCACGAACGGCCCUGUAUUCGGUAGUUGUACCUGACUACACCAUACCCCAGAUAGGAAUCCCGUGGAGCUCAAACAGACCACUGCUUGACCCUUGUCUCGUCCUUGGGGGGGAUUUACUGUAUGCUGAUAGAGACUGAUUGCUAGGAGUGUAAGCCGCUUGGGUGCUUUUCCUAUUCGUCUGCUAGCAGCUAUUCGUAUGGUUCCAGUUCUGGAGUUUGGAGUGCUAUAUUGUAUGCAGUUCGGGAGAUUGGAGCAUUCCCUUAUUUGCGGUUCGGGAGUUUGGUGUUCUACAGUAGCUGUGCCUGCAUCUCUGGAAGGGGAAGAUCGCCUUAACGGUUUUAACCCCUUGUGUGCUGAAACGGUCCGUUACAGUACCCCCAAAGGAGUCUGGCCGAUCAGCCUGGUUUCGUGAAACUAUUUUAGGUAGGCCUUUUGUGCGCUGUCAGUCUAAAGUUUACCCCGGUGGUGUUUUGGCUGCGUUCAAGGGACCUGAGUGCUUUCAGGGUAUGUUGGGUGCUCAGAUCCAGGCUAUCUGGGGAUAUAGGACUUGAGGGGGUACUCGCUUAUUAAAUAUAUGUGUUGAAGUGUAUCGAAAGUGUAUCUUGGAGGGGCCCGUUUGGCAGCCUCAGGACUAUGGGCCAUGCAAAAAGCUCAUAAAAGACUUUUUGCUAUUCUGUUUGGAAAUCAAACAGACGCACGAACCAGGGACCACCUGAGAGCUUAUUAAGCCCUAUCAUCACCUCUUAACGAUUCUUACCUCAGCAUUCUAAUUGUUCGUGUGGUGGCCGCAGUUCACAUGGUCGACCACAAGGUGGCGUACAUCUUCUUCCCGUGAAUGAGGCAUCACUGUUUGAUCGUUGAGUUCAUGGAACUGUUUUCGGAUGCUGAAACUCCAGAACACCGCUGGACUUCCAUCAUAGCCUGCGUUUGAUACUUUACAUCUUUGAAGAUCUCAGUUCGGUGGAAUCGUUCGUCGGAAUGAGGUGAACAAGCUCCACGGUAUAAAUAUUGACUACGUGUGUGUUUUUUUUUUUUUCAUUUGUAAACUACCUCACUAGACCAACCGCAAGCCCUGAUUCUCUGGAACUGUUUUGGGCAUGGGACCAUGCAUGUGGUCGGUUAAAUAAAUGACUUCCAUAAAAUUCUUGAACCCCUGAACUGAUCUGUCUGAUUUUUUUUUUUUUUUUGCAUAUGUUGGUCACCCAGAUCAAGGCUAUAAGGGGAUGUAACAUUUGUGGGCAUAUAUUUUUGGGUUUUUGUAAAAUGUUUUUUCUGCCUGGAGAUAAUUGGGCUAAUACAGUACACAAUUAUCUCCCAGGCAGAGGGAAGGGAUUGUGUGCUGUGUGUGGGAGUGCCUUACAUUUUAACUCUGUUAUUAUUGGUUUGUAAGUUUAUCAGUCCCCAACAAGGUCAAUGUGGGCGUACCCUUGCUUGGGAACUUGCAUAAAAGGUCAGUGUGGCUACAAUUAAACCAGUCUUACUUUUACCCUCAAUACAGUCUUGCCUCUUGUUGUUGGGAAAUGCUAUACCAGCUAUAAUCCCUGCUCCUGGUAUUGCUCUUGGAUUACUAUACUGGCUAUAAUCACUAGCUCUUUUAAGAGCUACACCGCCAGACCUAUAUACUCUCUUGGAGGGGAGGCCUUCCCACUGGGAAGGGAUGGUAAAACCCCAGCCAAGCUGCGUGGCUAGGGGGGCUAUGGUGCUUAUGGUCCUCAAUGUCCGCUAGGAAGCAUCGAUUGGCAGAAGCAUGCUCCAGGGUUAUAGGGACUUGGCAGCCUCUGGGUAGGUGGGAAAAGACUGGGAAGGGUUCAUUGCAUCGCGGAGAUCAGGAAGCCAGGGACAGUUCCUACCACCAAACAGUUGUUAGCUCCCAGGAAAUAUUGGCAAGAGCUAAUGAAGAUAGCUUGCGAUAUUCCCCUGACCGGGCAUUUGGGAAUGAGCCGUUCAAAGAAUCUGCUCACCAAAAGCUUUUUCUGGCUGGGCAUGUCCAAGGAUCUGAGGCAGAUCUGUGAUAUCUGCCAGAGGGUAGGGAAGAGGGGCAACCGGCACAAGGCCAAGCUCCAUACCCUACCGGUCAUUGAGGAUCCUUCCGGCAGGGUAGCUGUCGAUUUCAUAGGUCCCCAGGCCAUGCCUAGUCCUUCUGGGAAGAGGUACAUUUUGACCAUUGUGGACUAUGCCACUCGUUACACUGAGGCAGUCGCUGGAUUGGAUCAGAGGCAGGUUUAACAGUAAAACAGAGCAAGUGUCACCUCGGGAUGGCCGAGGUGCAGUACCUGGGGCAUUGGGUGGAGUGUGGGGCACAGAAGCCUGAACCGGCCAAGGGAGAACCUGUAGCUAGUUGGCCCCGUCCCUGAACAAAAACCCAGGUACUGGUCUUCUUAGGAACUGCCGGAUAUUAGAGAAUGUUUGUCCCCAAUUACAGUGUCAUAGCUAAAUUUCUCUGACCUGACCUGAAAAAACCUACCCCAACAGGUAGCCUGGACCCCAGAGUGUGAGUCGGUGUUCCGAGCCAUCAAGGACACCCUGGUAAAUGCCCCUGUACUGACCGCUCCUAAUCCCAGGAAACGUUUUCUCGUCCACACAGAUGCCUCCAUGUUCAGAUUGGGAGCAAUACUGAGCCAGGUCAGGGACUGUAACGGCACCCUCAGCAUAAAAGGGUUAAACCGCCGUUUAGGAGAUCUUCCCCUUCCAGAGAUGCAGGCACAGCUACUGCAGAACACCAAUCCGCCAAACAGGAAACCAUACGAAUGCUGUAAACAGCCGAAUAGGAAAAACCAUACGAAUAGGUUUACACUCCUAGCAGUCAAACUGGAACAGCAUACAAUAAAUCCCCCCAAGAACGAGACAAAGCUCUGUGUUGAGGGUCAAGCAGUGAACAGACAGAGCUGUGGGUUUAUUGUUCUUAUAUACACAUUCUUACACAUUAGUACCACCCACAGGGUUUUAGAACACAACCAAUAAGCACAUACAAUACACUCAGACACUCCCACACAAAUUCCUCCCCUCUGCACGUGAUUCAAUUACCUUACAAAAUGGGUAAUGUAAUUUAGCACAAGCAGAAAAAUAAAAUUUUUCCACAUUAUUCAUAACUUGAAAAGUAUGCAUCACAUGCCGACAGGCUGUCCAGGAGACCGCCCUGGACAAGUGAUCCAUGCUUGCUUCCCCCGGACAUCAGCAGGCUGUUCCGUUAGGACUUGCCUGCGGAUGCUGGCCAGUGUUUAAGGGGGAGCUGUGUAGCGGAACCCCCGCUAGACUGUGAACUGCCUUGGUUACCCUGCAAUGUGUGUUACUAUCCUGACCGCCCUUUCGUGUGUUUUCCCUAUCUUGACACUGUGUUUCAUUUGUUGUGUUUGUAGAGCUAUCUGCUCCCCGUUCAUGAGCACCGCCAUGAGCGGGACUCUAUUUACAUCCCGAAUGGGGACAACCACAAAAUCCCAUUUAGAAUGUAGUUUUAGAACAUUCGCACCUCAUAUUGAGGUGUCCAAACGAACGCCAUCCAGGAGGAGCAUUUGCGGAUUGCUUCCCUCCUCUUUUGGUUCCCGAGGAACGAUGACCUCCCCGGCACCCAUUGGAAUGUUCACACCAAUCAAUUAGAGCGUUCACAACUCGCAACAUAAUGUGAAACCACAAGGGAAGUAAUUGAGUGCUUCUCUGGGUGGCCGCCGUUCAUAUAGGCAAGCGCUGUCCAGGGGGAGCAUUCAUCUCUGAAAGGAGGCACUACCCUUGCCUGGUUCCACACAGGGAACCUGCGAACGGUGGCUGUUCAUGGCCGUUACCGUUCUGGGGGUCCCUGAGAUUGGUGGGGACAUACUUUGAGGACAAUGGCGGGCUCUCUGUCACUGGGAGGUAAAGAGGUGGGAAGAUUCCCGUGCUACGACCCCCAGAUACAGAGAAUUCUCAGUGGGCACCUGGGAGGGGACACUGAGUGGCGGGAACAGGGGACAUAGAGAUUGGGGUUUUUCCAGUGGGGGAGGACCCUGGGAGGGGACAAUGUCUUCAGGUGUGUUCCACCCCUUGCAUGGGGAAAGUAUAAAGCUGCGUGUGGCCAAUAAAGUUGCUGUUGUACCCCUUGAACCAUGUGUCAUCCAGUUACUGGGAGGGAAAUGGGUCUGCUUAAUAGCGGAGGUAACCAGCCGGGUUACCCAUGGUCUGCUACAAUUCUGUAUAAUCCAAUCCCAUACAUUCUGUAUCUGACCCCCACCCGUCCUCAUUUAAUUAAAUCCCACACAUUCUGUAUCUUUGUCGUGUCCCCACUAGAUUAUUUAUUGCUGCCUUCCUAAUGUGCCCUACCACUAAGAGUGCCACUGGGGCACCUGCUGCUAACUAUACGUGGCAGUGUUGGCAUCUGCUUACCCACACCACCAGGUAUCCACAUCACUAGAGAGCGCACAAGGGACUUGUGCAGGAAGAACACAGUGAUGAGUGUCUUUGCUUAUGAGUGUGUCUUUUUGUGUGACUUUGGACUGUGAUUGUGUGUGUGCUUAUGCAUGUCUUUCUUUACUGUUGUGUGUGUGUGUGUGUGUGUGUGUGUCUGUGUUUCUGAGUGUGAGUUACCCCAUCCCCAGUGUAAUUAUUAGGGCCCCAUAGUUUUGACUGUAUCUUAUAUAAUGUUCCUAGAGUCACAACUCCUCAUGCUGUGUUGCAGAUCUGUGUACUCACAUACGUUCUAAAUCAGAGCCUCAGGAUCAGCACUCUCUACCACAAACUUGACUGUCAAUCUUCCUGACUCUUCAGUGUUUCCUGUCUGUGUUUCCCCUGGGUGUCUCCCUCGCUCCCGAUUUGGGCUUCAUCAUAUCUCUUCUUUACUUCCAGGAUGCCUGUCAGAGUCCUAUGAGGACAUUGAAUUUGUGGGCAAUGUGUUGUCCUUUGGUCCAGUUGGCAGUCUGGAUGAGUGUCAGUUGGCAUGCACACGUAACCCAGGUUGCCAAUUCUACACGUACUACUCCUCAACCAAUACAGAGUCGGGCAUACAGUAA
Messenger RNA from Pelobates cultripes (western spadefoot toad), 7258 nucleotides. Lineage: Eukaryota; Metazoa; Chordata; Amphibia; Anura; Pelobatidae. The record is from the annotation of a GenBank genome assembly.